AUGCUCGAGAGGAUCAUCGAUGGUCUUCUUGAUCAAGAAGAUGCCCUUACCAUCACUUUGAAAUCUCGUGUCGGGCUUUCCAGACGCUCGAAAGUUGCCAACAAGAAUGGACAAGCUCCUGAACCGAAGCAGCGCGACAUCAACUUUCCUGGAGCUACCGCGCAAGAACAAUCAGUGGUCGAUCGUUAUGUCGAUGACAUCGCUUGCACGUUCGGCAUCUCACGGUCCCAGUUGAACGUGACAGCCGCUGCGAAGGGCCUCGUGGCUGGAAGAUUUGGCAUCAUCCGAGAAAAUGGACACCGCAUCGAUGGCAUGAAGGACAGAGAGGGUAUACUUGUUCCCAAGAUUGGCGAGAAUGAUACCAUGGACCUAGCAUCGAUUCACUGGGUCCUUGUUAUUGAAAAAGAGGCAAAAGGCUAUCCCGACGUAGCAUCGCGACUUUUUCUACGACGCGUUGCCGACCAGGCACCGAAGAUCCCCAUGUUUGCGCUUGUGGACUUGGACCCUGACGGUAUGGCCAUCAUGUCGACGUACAAAUACGGUUCGUAUCGCCUUGCCCAUGAAGAUACGACACGGAAGGAAACAUCCGGCCUGAGUCUGCCCAGCAUCCAGUGGAUUGGUGUAAGGAGACACCACAUCUGCCGAACUCCGGUAGACGAAGGUGGCACUGACGCGAGUGUGAUGCCUGAGCUCCAGGGCCUUAUGAAGCUCACUGCCCGCGACCGUACCAAAGCUGCAUGCAUGCUAGAAUGGGAUCUCUGUGCCGAAGGUGGUCCCGAGGAAGAUUGGCGACACGAGCUGCAAGCUAUGCUUAUGCUCAACACAAAGGCAGAGAUGCAGAUACUCGAUGAGCUACCUGGUGGACUGGUGUCGUGGUUGAACUGCGUGCUGGGUACGGCAUGUGAGCGCUCGGAGCUGUUGGUGGACAGUCAUGGCUCGGACGAUGGUAUGCUGUUCUAA
Messenger RNA from Parastagonospora nodorum SN15, 960 nucleotides. RefSeq lists its product as hypothetical. Gene Ontology annotation, molecular function: DNA topoisomerase type II (double strand cut, ATP-hydrolyzing) activity; ATP binding; DNA binding. The record is from RefSeq and is a predicted model, not a curated record. The coding region runs from base 1 to 960 and encodes 319 amino acids. NCBI's taxonomy places the organism in Eukaryota, Fungi, Ascomycota, Dothideomycetes, Pleosporales, Phaeosphaeriaceae. The transcript is spliced from 5 exons. Gene Ontology annotation, biological process: meiotic DNA double-strand break processing; meiotic DNA double-strand break formation; reciprocal meiotic recombination. Gene Ontology annotation, cellular component: nuclear chromosome.